Myotis davidii is the source of this 687-nucleotide messenger RNA. Its product is annotated as HLA class I histocompatibility antigen, B-67 alpha chain-like. Lineage: Eukaryota; Metazoa; Chordata; Mammalia; Chiroptera; Vespertilionidae. Gene Ontology annotation, cellular component: external side of plasma membrane. The record is from RefSeq and is a predicted model, not a curated record. The transcript has 4 exons. Gene Ontology annotation, molecular function: peptide antigen binding; signaling receptor binding. The annotation marks the transcript as partial. Gene Ontology annotation, biological process: antigen processing and presentation of endogenous peptide antigen via MHC class I via ER pathway, TAP-independent; immune response; positive regulation of T cell mediated cytotoxicity.
CGGCUCCCGGUUAUAAGUCCUCCGCGGAAGCGCCCGGACUCAGAUGGUCCCCCGACGCCGAGGAUGCGGGUCAUGAGGCCCCCCACCCUCCUCCUGCUGCUCUCGGGGGCGCUGGUCCUGACCCCCAGCUGGGCCGGCCCCCACUCCAUGAGGUAUUUCUACACCAGCGUGUCCCGGCCCGGCCGCGGGAAGAUUCACUUCCUCUCCGUCAGCUACGUGGACGACACGCAGUUCGUGCGGUUCGACAGCGACGCCCCGAAUCCGAGGGCGGAGCCGCGGGCGCCGUGGAUGCAGCAGCCGUGGGUGGAGGAGGAGGACCCGGAGUAUUUCCACCGGAGCACGGAGAUCUUCAAGGCAGCCCCACAGAAUUGGUCUCACACCUACCAGAGGAUGUUUGGCUGCAACAUGGGACCCGAUGGGCGCCUCCUCCGCGGGUACAAUCAACACGCCUACGAUGGCGCCGACUACAUCGCCCUGAACGAGGACCUGACCUCCUGGACCGCGGCCGACAUGGCGGCUCAGAUCACGCAGCGCAAGUGGGAGGCAGAGGGUUGGGCAAAGAGGAUGAGGAGGUACCUGGAGGACCUGUGUGUGGAGUGGCUCCGCCUUUACCUGGAAAAAGGGAAGGAGACCCUGCAGCUCCCAGACCCUCCAAAGACACACGUGACCCACCACCCUGUCUCUGCC